This is a messenger RNA of Lentinula edodes (shiitake mushroom), 1422 nucleotides long. RefSeq lists its product as uncharacterized. The record is from RefSeq and is a predicted model, not a curated record. Lineage: Eukaryota; Fungi; Basidiomycota; Agaricomycetes; Agaricales; Omphalotaceae. The coding region runs from base 1 to 1422 and encodes 473 amino acids. The transcript has 5 exons. Gene Ontology annotation, cellular component: nucleus; Holliday junction resolvase complex. Gene Ontology annotation, biological process: double-strand break repair; resolution of meiotic recombination intermediates; mitotic intra-S DNA damage checkpoint signaling.
AUGUCUAUCUCAUCCCCUCAGAAGGCCUUGCCGCGUGGCUCCGUGGACAAGGGUAAGGCGAGAGCUUUCUCAGGAUAUGACUUGCAACUCGAUUCUGGGUCAGAUUCUGACUUGCCCAACGCCAAUGAACUUUUGAAUGACAUUCUUCCUCGAACACGGUCUUACCCAUCCUCGCGUACUGUUUACUCUUCCAAACGAAGUUACCGUCAAACUUCUACUUGCGCUGAUUCCGAUGAGGCAUCCUCUCCUCCCAAGAAAACGCGUGUGAAUACAUUGGAUGUCGUUAAACAGCAGACGAAACGACGAGGUAAAACUGUAGAAGAAAAAGCGCGUGAGAAGGAAUUGAAGGACUAUGAAAGAGACAAGAAGAAAGCUGAGAGGGCGAGACAGAAACAGCUUAAGGAUGAUGAGAAAUCUGCUCAGAAAAGAGCUCAGAAGGCGCAAAAGGAACUUGAUAAAGCUCAAAAGCAAAGGGACAAGGAGGAUAAGGCCCUCCACAGAACAGUUAAUCAGCUUCUUCUCAACAAGAAGGAAGCGCUUCAGUAUAUGACGUUAAUCCUUUCCAAAUCCUUCCGAAAAUCAUACCCAGAUUUUGCGCGACUUCUUCACGCUAAACUCGAUGGCCAUAAAGCCGGUAUACGCGAUGACGGUCCCGAUCUACUGCCCGGAUACGACACUGUUCGCUGGCAGCGACUUGUCUUCAAGGAAUACGAUACUUCCGUUCGUGCAUUCAAAGCUGUGAAACCCUCAUACCAGAAAUUCGAAAAAUUCGCUCUAAUGCGUCUUAGCAUUGUUCAGCUUAGCAACCUGGUGCAGAAGAACGGCCUUGUAGACCUUGUUCAAGAUUUCCGUCAAGCUCACGGGCUUGGACGCAAGGACCACAUGUAUAUCAUGAUCUCCGGGAUGGGGAAAUUGCGUACGAGAAAUGCUGCAGAGUGGAAGAAGCUCGAAGGUGCGUUGACGAGCUUGCAGUUCCAGGAAGAUGUUUACCUCGCAUGUGUUGAAAAUGAGCAAGAAGCAGUUGAUCGUUUGUAUAAUUACUCUGGUGAUCUCGGUAUCAGAGAAGACAAGUUAAUUUCUCGAUCCUAUCUUCCAUUCUGUCCCGAUACGAAGGUUAAGGUUGGGAAGGAUCCCAAAGACACUUGGACCAAGAUGCUCAGUCAAAUUCAUCGAGUUACGGAUAGUGGUGCAGAGGGGAUUGUUGAGCAAUAUCCGACCAUGCGGAGUCUUUUGAUGGCGUACGAGAAGAAUCCCUUAGAUGGGGAACGCUUAUUGACCGAAUCUAAAGUCAAUUACCGCAUAGAUGGUCAAAAGACCAUUGAAGGGAGGGGUCAUGAUAAACUUGGACUGGCCCUGUCGAGAAGGGUGCACACCAUUCUCUGUGGGACAGAUCAUCUUGCAUUAGUGGUCAAGGACAAGUAG